GCCGGGGAGGGGACGCGCCACCGGUGAUUGGCGGAGGCGGCCGCCAGCCCCCACUCGCAUCCCCUCCCCCGCUCGUCGCCUCGGACUCCCGCGCCCGGCGCGUGCAGCCGCCGCCGCCCCGAGCACCCGCAGCUCCGGCGCCACGGCGAGACCCGGGAGAGGCGCACCGACCCUCGGAUCCUCGCAGCCGCCGCAGCCCAGAGGAGAACAUGCUUGCCAAUUCAGCCAGCGUGCGGAUUCUCAUCAAGGGGGGCAAGGUGGUGAACGACGACUGCACCCAUGAGGCCGAUGUCUACAUUGAAAAUGGCAUCAUCCAGCAGGUGGGCCGCGAGCUCAUGAUCCCCGGAGGGGCCAAGGUGAUCGACGCCACCGGGAAACUGGUGAUUCCCGGAGGCAUCGACACCAGCACACACUUCCACCAGACCUUCAUGAACGCCACGUGCGUGGACGACUUCUACCAUGGGACCAAGGCCGCGCUGGUUGGAGGCACCACCAUGAUUGUCGGCCACGUCCUGCCCGACAAGGAGACCUCCCUCGUGGACGCCUACGAGAAGUGCCGGGGGCUGGCCGACCCCAAGGUCUGCUGUGACUACGCCCUCCACGUGGGCGUCACCUGGUGGGCCCCCAAGGUGAAAGCAGAAAUGGAGAUGCUGGUGAGGGAGAAGGGUGUCAACUCGUUCCAGAUGUUCAUGACCUACAAGGACUUGUAUAUGCUUCGAGACAGUGAGCUGUACCAAGUCUUCCAUAUGUGCAAGGACAUCGGGGCGAUCGCCCGAGUCCACGCCGAAAAUGGGGAGCUCGUGGCUGAGGGUGCUAAGGAAGCACUGGAUUUGGGUAUCACUGGCCCCGAAGGAAUCGAGAUCAGCCGCCCCGAGGAGCUGGAAGCCGAAGCCACGCACCGUGUUAUCACCAUCGCAAACAGGACUCACUGUCCGAUCUAUCUGGUCAACGUAUCCAGUAUCUCAGCCGGCGACGUUAUCGCAGCUGCUAAGAUGCAAGGGAAGGUUGUGCUGGCCGAGACCACCACAGCGCACGCCACGCUGACAGGCUUACACUACUACCACCAGGACUGGUCCCACGCAGCCGCCUACGUCACGGUGCCGCCCCUGAGACUGGACACCAACACCUCCACCUACCUCAUGAGCCUGCUGGCCAAUGACACUCUGAACAUUGUGGCGUCAGAUCAUCGGCCGUUCACCACAAAGCAGAAGGCUAUGGGCAAGGAGGAUUUCACCAAGAUCCCACACGGCGUGAGUGGCGUGCAGGACCGCAUGAGCGUCAUCUGGGAGAGAGGGGUGGUUGGAGGCAAGAUGGAUGAGAACCGUUUUGUGGCAGUUACCAGUUCCAACGCUGCUAAGAUUCUCAACCUGUAUCCCCGCAAGGGCCGUAUCAUCCCUGGAGCCGAUGCCGACGUGGUGGUGUGGGACCCCGAAGCCACAAAGACCAUCUCGGCCAGCACCCAGGUGCAGGGAGGAGAUUUCAACCUGUACGAGAACAUGCGCUGCCACGGCGUGCCGCUGGUCACCGUCAGCCGGGGGCGCGUCGUCUACGAGAACGGCGUCUUCAUGUGUGCCGAGGGCACUGGCAAGUUCUGUCCCCUGAGGUCCUUUCCAGAUACUGUCUACAAGAAGCUGGUCCAGAGAGAGAAGACCUUAAAGGUGAGGGCAGUGGACCGCACUCCCUACCUGGGGGAUGUGGCCGUGGUCGUGCAUCCUGGGAAAAAGGAGAUGGGGACGCCACUCGCAGACACCCCUACCCGGCCCGUCACCCGACAUGGGGGCAUGAGGGACCUCCACGAGUCCAGCUUCAGCCUCUCCGGUUCCCAGAUCGAUGACCACGUUCCAAAGCGAGCCUCCGCUCGGAUCCUUGCACCCCCCGGAGGCAGGUCCAGCGGCAUUUGGUAAAGGCACUGACCAGCCCCCCAGGCGAGGAUGCACAGCCUCCACCAGCCCCACACCCUCCGGCCACAGCAGUGGGGUGCAGGAGGGGCUGGGCUGGGCAGCACACCACCUGGGGGGCCCGCAGGACCCAGGGAGCCCCUCCCGUGUCUGAAACGUGGUACACUGUUCUUGGAGCCAGCCCGAACAGGCACUUUGAGAUGUGUUCCUCCCCCUAGAGUCCUUCCCUGCCUUGGCCUCGGCAGACUUCUCUGGGGGCCGGACACCCCAUCACCCCACACUAUGCACAGAGCCCCACGCAUGGAGCCUGGCCCCGCCCCUCCUCUCGCGCCCGCCUCCGUGCACUGGCUUUAGGGCCCUGCCCCUGGCUGGCCGCCAGCUGCCCGGAGCACUUUAGCAGACAAGGAAGGUCUCCCGUCCCCGUCCCUGUCCCCUGAGGCCCUGGGGCUGCAUUUCCUAGAGCCAGGCAGGAUGUCGGCUUCCCAGCCUGCCUCCCCACGGGCCCCUGGGUGGCUGUGGUUGGGACGCCCUGCGCCCUCCGCCAGCUUCUCCCUGUCCCCAGUCCUCCCCGCUGGGAGCCUCAGACCCAGAAGCGUGAGCUGGGCAGGGUGCGAGGCUGGUGCCAGGCGCGUGUAAAUGAUUUUGUUUUGCACGUUUGGUUUGCGCAGUGGUUUGGUUUGACUUGUUUGUGCAUCCUGUGAGGAAAAAAAACGGUGCUUUGUGUCCCUAGCAUAGCAUAGAAACAGGAGUACACGUGGUCCUUAGGAGAUGCUGCACUCGACACCAACCAGACAGCCCCGGGGUGGGGGUGCUGACUCAAGGACCCCACCUCCCCUCCGUAUCCCUCGGUCUACUUUCCCCCUGCUGGGCCCUGGAGACCUCUGGGGAGCAAGGCAGGCUUUCCUGUCUGUCGCUGCUCAUCACAACCCUAACCCCCAUGCACGCCCAGCUUCUGGUUACUUUCCCCUACUGGACACGGGCCCAGCUGCUCCUCCUUGGGUGAUUGGCAAGAGGCCUCAUGCCUGCUAAGAGAGGGGGAGCGGGAGGGGGCUGGCUAAUACCAGGAAGAAGAACCAGGCCAUGGGACCUGGCUGGGUCCCACAGUGUCCUAGGGUCAGUUCCACACCCUCGCCCAGCCAUGGCCUCCACCUCCUCCCGCGUCUGGGUGGGCCCUCCCUGUCCCCAUGGCUCCACAGAGGUUCCCCAGGAGCACUGGGGUUGGGUGAUCUCCAUCCUCCUGAGCGAUCUGGGAAGGGACUCCACCGCAGCCUCGUCCUCCCUCGCGGAAGGGCUUCCGUGCUACACAUUUGGUUGAGCACCCCAGGCUUGGUGCAGCUCUGGACUGACUCUUGGGUUACUGGUCCUCCCUGCACGUUCCUACAGCGGUUUUCACGGUUUUAAGCGCUUCUGAACAGGAGCUCACAUUUGCUCCUCAUGACCAACAGGGAGCUGGCACUCCUCCCAUUCUAUGGAGGAGGAAAACAAGGUCCACAAAGCUGGGACCUUCUGCCCCCCCGAAGUGUCCAGGACUCUCCUUGCAGCCCUGGCUAUCUACCCCAGCUGUGGAGAAGAGGCGUGGGGCAGCGCCUACUGUCAGUCCCACAAGAGGGUUUAACCAGCUAGAAAACUUGGUCCCUUGGUAGGCCUUCUGCCCUGUUUUGCACAGGUAGAUGCUUUUUUCUCAUCUUCGUUGUCAACCAACUAAUGCAUAUCCUCUGUUUGAACUAGGGCUAGUUAAAUGUUGAGGGCUUGCCAUGUGGUUUGAAAUGCGUCCACGUGCUCACUUCCACCCUUAUGCCCCUUUUCCCCACUUAGAGACUGAGAGGACAGAGGUGGUCAUCCAAGGAGCAGCGAUAGCAGAGAGACUAAUGGAGGGUGGUAGCCUUGGGGACAAUGGGUGGGGAUCCAAGCUGGGGAAAGCCACUGUGUAUAAGGAAAUUGACCCUUCAUCCAUAUGAUAUAAUAUCCCAUUUUGUUACACCCUUUGUAUAACAAUGCACAUCAUCUCUAUCCCUUUCCGCCCUCAUUGGGUCAUGGGCCUUGGGCAGAUGCCAAAGAGCAGAGCAGUGGUGGUGACCAGCUGGGCAGAGCAUCCCUGCUUGGGCUAGGAAAGCUUUACCUUCUCUGAGUGCCUCCGCCUAAGAGAUGCAUGGUCCAUGGCACUGGGAGACCACAUCUUGGAGUGGUCCACCUCAGGCCUUCCACUUCACCCACCCCAAUCCCUACCUAGACCCACCCUUGCCCGGGAGCUUCCAGAUGGGAAAUCAGAAGGAGGUUCAAGGAACCAAAUGAAUAGCCAGCCUUCCACCACCCACUCCUUGCCCCUUUGCAGAGCUCCAGCCAGCCCCAUCACCAGUCCCACUGACUCCUGGUUGGAAUGAAAAGGGUCUCUGGUUGCAUUGAAUGCAGCUCUCAAACUGGUCUUGUACUUGCUGAAUAAAUACUGUUGUUCUUGCCUUAGCUGCUCUCUAGGUUUGUGGGGUUAAGUUACCAGAAAUAUUGUACUGCUGUGUGUGCGUGUGUGCGUGUGUGUAGUGCUAGGAGUCCACAGUAGGUCUCUGUCAAGCCAAUGCCAUGAUGAGGGCUUUUCCGACACGGACCCAGAAACCAUAGAACCACGCGGAAACCCAACUCCCCACCAACUGCCGAGGCGGCAGGCACAGCCCGGGGUCAGGAGGGAGCCUCUGGCACUCCAAGCACCCAAGUGACUUCUUCACUCCUCUGUAAAUGUCAUGGUGCUAAAAUCGUGUCAACCCCAAGACGACACAUGGUCCUGUGCUUUAGCCACCCGUUCGAGGCAAAAACAAAACACCCCGACACAUUGUGUUCUGGUGCAGGUUUGUAUUAAACUGUAGCUACUUCUCA
Molecule: messenger RNA, 4763 nt
Organism: Choloepus didactylus (southern two-toed sloth)
Lineage: Eukaryota; Metazoa; Chordata; Mammalia; Pilosa; Megalonychidae
Gene: DPYSL5
Product: dihydropyrimidinase like 5
Exons: 13
Coding region: 210-1904 (564 amino acids)
Cellular component (GO): cytosol; cytoplasm
Molecular function (GO): hydrolase activity, acting on carbon-nitrogen (but not peptide) bonds, in cyclic amides
Source: RefSeq, a predicted model, not a curated record